UGUUAAAUUUAGUGUGACGAGAUUGCUGUCAUUACUUACAUGUUUUUCAUCAGAUUAUGGUAUGUCUCAUAGUAUUGUCACAAAUACCGCUGUUACAGAUAUAGAUUGUUGGGCAGCUACCAAACAUCUUGACUUCUCAGUAUUUAAGACUAAAAUUCAGUCUCAUAUUAUUUAUUCCUGUUACCCCUUGUGGUCGAGUGUAGGCCGCACACUAGCAUUCUUCAUCCAACUCUGACCCGGGCAAUCUUUUCCAGUUGCUAUUCAUUCUUUUCAUAUCUGCUUCCAAUUCUAAGUUCAGUGUCUUCUGUGGUCUUCGUUUUUAUGUUUCAUCUCAGGGUUCCAAGUUUACGCUUACCUCAUGAUGCAGUUUGAGGAUUUCCGUAAUGUAUGUUCUAUCCACCUCUAGUGUCUUUUCCAAACCUCUUCUUCAGCUGGAAGUUGGUUUCUUCUCUCGCACAAUAGUUUGUUGCUGGUAGUAUUCGGCAAACAGAAUUUGGAGUAUCUUACGUAAACAAUCGUUUAUAAAUACUUGUACUUUAUCACUGUUGAUUGUAAUAGUUCUGCAAGUUUCAUCUCCGUGCAGUGGAACUGUCGUGAUGUUCGUGUUGAAUGUUGUGACUCCGAUGUUGACUGACAGUUGUUUUGAGUUCCAUAUGUUCUCCAACCGUAGGAAUGCUGUCCUAACUUUGCCAGCCCUUGCCUUUAUAUCUGCAUGAGAUUCUUGUUUAUUGGUGGUGUUGUCAGAGUGCAUGAGUUUCCACAUCCUACAGAGCUUCUCCAUUAAUUGUAGUAUGAUUGAUGCUCUCUUUGUUGUGUUUCUGGACCUUGCUUCUUCCUUUGUGUAUAUUGAGGCAUACACUAACUGCCUUCACUUGCAUUUUUUGUAUAUGAGAUAGAAAAACUAGGUCACUUUCGAAUCCAAAUCUUGUAGGUGUAUCUAAGCUGUCUUUGUAUCCCGUGCUUCUUCUAAGAUAUGGAGGUCUUCAUGUUGAGCUUUAUCGCUCCAGAGGCUAGCUAUCUUCACCUGCAUCUUUUGGUGUGUAGAAAAAUUUAUUCAGUCUCAUAUUUUGAUUUGUAAUACACAUUCUACACCUUUUCUGACAAGCAUCAGUUGCUGGGUAAUCAAAGAGUAUCCGUCCAACAUUUUAUAUCACUCUGAGUCAAUUUUGUCCGCAUACUCGGAGUUAGAGUUUUUAUUCCAAUCACGUGAAAGUGACGAAAAUGGCAAACAGAGUCAGUUUAAUCCAAUCUCGUGCUAGUUUCAAACCCAUUGAAAAGGUUGUUUUAAUUUUUAACUAUAAAAGCAAUAUCUUCUAGCAUAAUAAUCAGGUUUUAACUAUAUCAAUCCUAGCAUUUUGAAGGCAAACCUGAUCUUCUAAGGCGCUUGUUGUCUCAUUGCACCGUGCUUGAUAGUUAUCACAUCUAUAACUUUGAUAUCAAGUUUUUAUACGAAUUCGUCUACCUUUCGUCCUCACAAUUUCUGAUAAUACUUGGAUUUUCUAGGUGGUCUAAACCACGUGUUAAUUAUAAUAGCAAUGCUGCUAAACGGAAAUAGAAUAGAGGUUAUGCUCUCGACAUUAUUUUACGCGUUCAAUUUUGUUGAAACGGUGCUUUUAUGCUAUUGGAAAUUUCAGCCGACUAGUUACUCUUUUAUGAUAAGAGUAACGAAGAGAACUGUUAACCAAGAUUUUGUGUAGAUUAAUUACACACCAAGGACUGCAAGAAAUGUUUUCUUCGAUGCAUAUUUCGUUCAGUAAUAUGCAGUUAUCGUUCCCACAGUAGAAAAUGUAAGCAUUCUCUAUAGGCAUAGAGUUUUCCUCUGGAAAUAGAAAACUUAAAGUGUUAUCCUCAAAGGCUUUUUUUGUAUAUAACAUUUCACUAUUUAUCAUUUUUGUUUCAUAGUUUAUGCACUAUUGUGUGGAUCUUUAAUGGUCGUUAGAUUCGUGAUCUAAACAACAGUUUAUCAACAUCACUUCAUUCUUUUAAUUGGUUUCCUGAAUCAAAGUCAUCGCAAAGGAAUUUAACAUGUCCAACCCAAUCAAACACGGUGUUACAUUUUUAACCAGAGAAGAGGCUCACUCAACGUUGCGUUUAGAAGACUACUACGAUAUCGAUCGUAAAUUUUCAAAGCCUGGAUUUCGAACUGAAGAUGGCCAGUUCAAUUGGCAUUGCUCUUGUGUUAGUUCAUACAUAUCCGGUCCUUGUGGAUACUUCUUUCGAAAUUUUAUGCAGAAUAUUGACAAAUUUUUAAAAAGCGAGGACGCUUUUGAAAAACAACAAAAUCGAAACUUGUUUAUUCAACUUCAUUCUCAGUUAUUAGGGUGUUUGAAAGCUCAUCCUGUAUAUUAUAAAUCAUUCAUGGAUGAGUAUGCUUCACCGUUAGAUAGUUUGAUGAAAGAUGUAGAAUAG
Molecule: messenger RNA, 2409 nt
Organism: Schistosoma intercalatum
Lineage: Eukaryota; Metazoa; Platyhelminthes; Trematoda; Strigeidida; Schistosomatidae
Source: the annotation of a GenBank genome assembly